This is a messenger RNA of Prunus dulcis (almond), 1533 nucleotides long. RefSeq names its product probable voltage-gated potassium channel subunit beta. NCBI's taxonomy places the organism in Eukaryota, Viridiplantae, Streptophyta, Magnoliopsida, Rosales, Rosaceae. The record is from RefSeq and is a predicted model, not a curated record. The coding region runs from base 265 to 1266 and encodes 333 amino acids. The transcript has 4 exons.
AUUAUUAGUUUCCAAAUCUUGAUUAGCAGGCAUUUAUUUAUUUGAAAUAUAUAAAUAAAGAAAGCCGAAGAACAUCGAAAGCAUUAUUCGCUCUGUCCAAAAGAAAACGUUUGGACCUCCCACAUGCCUUCUAGAUCUCCACGCAAAUAAAACCCACGUGUCCUCCUCUUCAUCGUCUUCAUAAGGGUAAAUAUACCUUCCUCCUCCUCUGGAGCUGAACAUUUUGACUCACCCUCUCUCUCACUCAAUUUCAACUGCAAUUCAAUGUCGUCGAACAAUAUGCAGUACAAGAAUCUGGGCCGCUCGGGGCUCAAGGUGAGCCAGCUCUCGUACGGAGCAUGGGUCAGCUUCGGCAACCAGCUCGACGUCAAGGAGGCCAAGUCUCUCCUCCAGACCUGCCGAGACCACGGCGUCAACUUCUUCGACAACGCCGAGGUCUACGCCUCCGGCCGCGCCGAGGAGAUCAUGGGCCAGGCCAUCCGCGAGCUCGGAUGGAAGCGCUCCGACGUCGUCGUUUCCACCAAGAUCUUCUGGGGUGGGCCCGGCCCCAACGACAAGGGCCUCUCCAGAAAGCACGUCGUCGAAGGCACCAAGGCGUCGUUGAAGAGGCUGGAUAUGGAUUAUGUUGAUCUUAUCUAUUGCCACAGGCCGGAUGUCACUACGCCGAUUGAGGAGACGGUGAGGGCUAUGAACUAUGUGAUUGAUAAGGGUUGGGCUUUUUAUUGGGGGACCAGUGAGUGGUCGGCUCAGCAGAUCACUGAGGCUUGGGGGAUCGCCGAGAGGUUGGAUUUGGUGGGGCCCAUUGUUGAGCAGCCUGAGUAUAAUUUGUUGUCCAGGCACAAGGUUGAGUCUGAGUACCUCCCACUGUACACCAACUACGGUCUGGGUCUUACCACUUGGAGCCCGCUUGCUUCUGGUGUGCUCACUGGAAAAUAUAACAAGGGAAAUAUACCACCUGAUAGCCGAUUUGCAUUGGACAAUUACAAAAAUCUUGCUAGUCGAUCACUGGUUGAUGAGGUGCUGAAAAAGGUUAAUGGUCUGAAGCCAAUUGCAGAUGAAUUAGGUGUACCAUUAGCUCAACUUGCAAUUGCAUGGUGUGCUGCUAAUCCUAACGUCACAUCAGUUAUUACUGGUGCUACAAAGGAGUCCCAGAUUCAAGAGAACAUGAAAGCUGUAGAUGUAAUCCCUCUAUUAACUCCCGCUGUGAUGGAGAAGAUUGAGGCUGUUGUUCAAAGCAAGCCAAAGCGUCCAGAGUCAUAUAGGUAAACACUGUAUAUUUAUGGGCUCCACGUAUUUCUGCACAUUACACAGCAGACUAUGAUCUUCAAACAGACAGAAAUUUAAACUUAUGCCUUUGUAUUGUCGUCAGUUAAAUUGUCUGAUAUUCUUUCACGUCAAUGCUCGGACUAUUCCCUGGAUGCAAUUUGUAUGGUGUUUUAGCAAUGAACUUGUCUGUUUUCCAAAAACAAAAAAUUAAAAUUUUUUUGAUGUAUUGUGGAAUUGGGUUUAAAGAGAUUUUAAGAUUGUGAUAAA